GAUUGGCACACCAUGCAAAGCAUUUUCACCAUGCAUUUCUCAGAACUCUUACUCUGGGGAUGCUGUUAAGAUGGCUUUUAUGAAGCAUAUACGGCUGUGUUUUGGAUGGCUGGCUGUUGCGAUCAUGGUUCAUAAUGAAGUCGAGGCCUGGACGUAUCAUUACCGGACAGACGGCAAUAUGGACUGGGAGACAGCUCGCCGGUGGUGCCAGCAGGAUUACACAGACAUGGUGGCCAUCCAGAACCAGGAGGAGAUCGCCUACCUGAACAACACGCUGCCCUACCACAAGCAAUACUACUGGAUUGGCAUAAGGAAGGUGGAGGGACAAUGGACCUGGGUGGGGACCAAGAAGCCCCUGACUGACGAGGCGGCAAACUGGGCACAAGGAGAGCCCAAUAACCAGGGCAGUGGUGAGGACUGCGUGGAGAUCUACAUCAAGAGGGGAAAGGACACGGCCAUGUGGAACGAUGAGAAGUGCAGCAAAAGCAAAGCACCCCUCUGUUAUAAAGCGUCCUGUUUAAAUACGUCCUGCAGUGAACAUGCCGAGUGUGUGGAAAACAUCGGCAGCUACAUAUGCAAGUGUCACCCGGGUUUCACUGGUCCCCGCUGUGAGGAAGCUGUACAGUGCAGGCCGCUCAGGCAACCAAUCUGGGGAUUUUUGCAGUGCAAUCAUGUUUAUAGAGAGUUCCAGUUCAGUUCUUCCUGCCAUUUCCACUGCGCUCAUGGUUACACACUAAUAGGUUCACAGAAUCUACACUGUCUGGAAUCAGGGGACUGGAACAGUGACCCUCCUGAGUGCCAGGCUGUUCAGUGUCCUCCAAUUACUGUUGCCACUGGUGGGUGGAGCAUGAACUGCAGCCAUCCAAUUAACACAAACAGCUACAACUCCACCUGCACAUUCAACUGUGAGGAGGGCUUUGAGCUGGUGGGAUCACUCACCACCCAAUGUGAUCACACUGGACAGUGGACACACAAGACCCCCACCUGCACAGCUGUGUCUUGCAGCACUCUGCUGGCCCCUGCAAAGGGUCACAUGAGCUGUGAUGGUCCACUGGGAAAGUUCUCCUUCCGUUCAUCCUGCAAUAUUAGCUGUGAGGAAGGAUACGCACUAAGAGGAGAGAACAGAAUCACCUGCCUCAAAACCGGCAACUGGUCUGCAUAUGCACCAACGUGUGAAGUUUUAAGGUGCAGCCCACUGAAGUCUGUCCCUCAUGGCUCUCUGCACUGUAUGGACCCUCUGGACGAGUUCAGUUAUGGGUCCACUUGCUGGAUGGAGUGUGAUCUCGGUUUUCAGCUCAUGAGUACAAACUUCACGCACUGCACCUCUCAGGGGAAGUGGAGCCACAGUCUCUCAGUCUGUGAAGCUGUACAGUGUUCUCCAAUCUCUGGAAACUCCAGUGGGUGGAGUCUGAACUGCAGUCAUCCCAUCUCCACAAACAGCUACAACUCCACCUGCACAUUCAGCUGUGAGGAGGGCUUUGAGUUGAGAGGCUCACACACAAGCCAGUGUGAUCACACUGGACAGUGGACACACAAGACCCCCACCUGCACAGCUGUGGCAUGUAACCCCCUCGUGACCCCUGUGAAUGGCAAUGUGAGCUGUGCUGAUCCGCUGGGGAAGUUCUCCUUUCGUUCGUCGUGCACUGUGAGCUGUGAGGAAGGAUACACACUAACAGGAGCGAACACACUCACGUGCCUUAAGACCGGAAACUGGACUGCAGAAGCGCCAACAUGUGAAGCUGUGUCCUGUGGCACCCUGCUGACCCCUGUGAAUAGUCACAUGACCUGCGCUGACCCGCUGGGAAAGUUCUCCUUCCGUUCGUCCUGUGACGUGACCUGUAAUGAAGGAUACACACUCAGAGGAGAGAACAUCCUCACCUGCAUGGAGACCAGCAACUGGUCUGCAGACACACCAACGUGUGAAGCUCGACAGUGCCCCCUACUGCUAUCUCCAGAGAAUGGCAGGAUGAACUGCUCUCACCUUCACUCCUCCUUCAGUUUUGGGUCGCACUGUAGUUUCGGAUGUGAGGACGGUCAUGUUCUCACAGGUGAACCCACACUGGACUGCACUGCAACUGGGUCGUGGAGUCAGGAGAUGCCUUCCUGUAAUGCUGUGCAGUGCGAGCCUCUUGCUCACUCACCUCUUCCCCAAUCGCACACCCCUCCUGUCCCCUUUAUGAAUUGCUCCCACCCCAGAGGCAACUUCAACUUUGGCUCUCAGUGUAUGUUCCAGUGCUCAGAUGGCUACAGGCUGAAUGGGAGCAAUGAGCUGGUCUGUACGUCUGCUGGGAUUUGGACAGACCUCCUGCCCACCUGUGUUGCUCGACAGUGCCCCCUACUGCUAUCUCCAGAGAAUGGCAGGAUGAACUGCUCUCACCUUCACUCCUCCUUCAGUUUUGGGUCGCACUGUAGUUUCGGAUGUGAGGACGGUCAUGUUCUCACAGGUGAACCCACACUGGACUGCACUGCAACUGGGUCGUGGAGUCAGGAGAUGCCUUCCUGUAAUGCUGUGCAGUGCGAGCCUCUCGCUCACUCACCUCUUCCCCAAUCGCACACCCCUCCUGUCCCCUUUAUGAAUUGCUCCCACCCCAGAGGCAACUUCAGCUUUGGCUCUCAGUGUAUGUUCCAGUGCUCAGAUGGCUACAGGCUGAAUGGGAGCAAUGAGCUGGUCUGUACGUCUGCUGGGAUUUGGACAGACCUCCUGCCCACCUGCAUUGCGAAGGAGAUGCCGUUAGGCACCAGCCUGCUUGUGUACAUUGCCACUGGUGCUGCAUCAUCGCUUGGCCUGCUGACGGUAGGAGGGCUGUUUUUGCUCUUGGUGCAGCGGCUCACGAAGAAGGCUAAAUUCACACCAGAUAACUCAGCUUGGGAUGGGAGUCUGAAUCCAGCCUUCGAGGACAUUUAGCUUAGAAAUGUAAUCAGGUGCUUUCUGUCUCAGCUGUUUACAGAUUUCUCAAAAUGUAUUUGCAUUAUGAAUAUUGAUGUUGUCAAAUUCAAUGAAUCUUUGCCUUAGUUGUGUGUUUGUGUAUCUGAAACAUAAAAAAGAGAGUUAUAUUGUGUGAUUUUUA
Messenger RNA from Pygocentrus nattereri (red-bellied piranha), 3068 nucleotides. Its product is annotated as E-selectin-like. Bases 71 to 2905 code for a protein of 944 amino acids. Gene Ontology annotation, biological process: leukocyte tethering or rolling; heterophilic cell-cell adhesion; response to cytokine. Gene Ontology annotation, molecular function: oligosaccharide binding; calcium ion binding; sialic acid binding. Gene Ontology annotation, cellular component: external side of plasma membrane; membrane. The transcript is spliced from 17 exons. Lineage: Eukaryota; Metazoa; Chordata; Actinopteri; Characiformes; Serrasalmidae. The record is from RefSeq and is a predicted model, not a curated record.